This is a messenger RNA of Pangasianodon hypophthalmus (striped catfish), 6288 nucleotides long. RefSeq names its product 3-ketodihydrosphingosine reductase (gene kdsr). Gene Ontology annotation, molecular function: 3-dehydrosphinganine reductase activity. The transcript has 10 exons. Bases 450 to 1538 code for a protein of 362 amino acids. The record is from RefSeq and is a predicted model, not a curated record. Lineage: Eukaryota; Metazoa; Chordata; Actinopteri; Siluriformes; Pangasiidae. Gene Ontology annotation, cellular component: endoplasmic reticulum membrane. Gene Ontology annotation, biological process: sphingolipid biosynthetic process.
UUGUUGCUGUAAUCGUCACUCAUUAACGAACCACAAAUCCCAGAAUCCAACUGACAGCGAGCGUCGGUUCACGGACGUUGCCUGUGUUUUGGUUUGUGUUAGUGAACGGAGUUAGCUAGCUGGAAACAAUUAACGGUCGAAGCGCUUGUACAGCGUUUUGUGCUUUUAUAUCAUUACGCUUUUCUAACAUUGUAACCAAUUACAAAUCUGUGAAAAACAGUGAAAAUUUUAUUCGCUGUCUCUGGCAUUGGAAAGAACCAUUUAUAUCGACUCCGUAGUAGAAAGCGUUAGCUUGUCAUCAGCUAGCUAGCGCGGCUGGAUCCUAAAUAGUGUCUCUACUCUGUUAAAGUGCACUAAGUAGUGUGUAAGCCGCCUUACUGUGAUAUCACAUCGAGUGCACGUAUAUAGGGAGUAAGCAGGGAUUUGGGAUUCGGCCUGAAGGCUCACCCAUGCCCUCCGAAGAGGCUUUUUGGAGCUCAGUAACACUGGACUGGCUUUUCUCACACUCCGGCUGGUCAUUUCUUCCUUUCAUUAUGAUGAUGAUUUUAGUUUUGGCUGCUUUUAUGGUCGCUUUUGUCCUGUUUCUCUACAUGAUAUCGCCUUUAAUAAGCCCCAAACCGCUCAAACUCAACGGGGCCCAUGUCGUGGUGACGGGGGGCAGCAGCGGGAUCGGGAAGUCCAUAGCUAUGGAGUGCUACAAACAGGGAGCCUUCAUCACACUGGUGGCACGUGAUGAGGGUAAACUGGUGCAGGCGAAGAAGGAGGUGGAGAAGUGUGCCAUAAACGAUAAACAGGUGGUGCUCUGCAUCUCAGUGGACGUGUCGAAGGAUUACAGCCAGGUGGAGAGCGUGCUCAAACAGGCUCAGGAGAAGCUCGGGCCAGUGGACAUGCUGGUGAACUGCGCAGGGACGUCGGUGUCGGGGAAGUUCGAGGAGCUCAGGGUCCAGCACUUCCAGAGUCUGAUGGAGGUGAACUACCUGGGCAGUGUGUACGCCACGCGGGCCGUCAUCAGCAACAUGAAGGAGCGGCGUAUGGGCCGCGUGGUGUUUGUGUGUUCUCAGGCUGGACAGCUCGGACUGUUCGGCUACACGGCGUACUCCGCCUCUAAAUUCGCCCUGCGCGGCCUCGCUGAAGCUCUGCAGAUGGAGGUGAAGCCGUAUAAUAUCUACGUAACCGUGUCCUACCCUCCCGACACGGACACGCCGUCAUUAGCCGAGGAGAACAAGAUGAAGCCUUUAGAGACGAAGCUGAUCUCAGAGACGUCUGGAGUGUAUCAGCCUGAGCAGGUGGCUAAAGUCAUUGUUAAAGACGCCGUGCAGGGGAACUUCAGCAGCUCAGUAGGUCCUGACGGCUACAUGCUGUCUGCUCUCACCUGCGGCAUGUCGCCAGUCACGUCCAUCACCGAGGGGCUGCAGCAGAUCGUGACCAUGGGGCUGUUCCGCACCAUCGCGCUCUUCUACCUGAGCAGCUUCGACAGCAUCGUACGCCGCUGCAUGAUCCAGAGGGAGCAGAAUAAAGUGUCCGACAAGACAGAGUAACGCCCAUGCUUCCCGCCAUUCCACCAUCACUGCUCAUCCUGGAGACACACACACAUACACACACACACACACACACACACACACACACACACACACACACACACAGGAAAGACGAGCUGCUUAUCUGUCAGGUGUCUCAACUUCUCCACGCUCCAUUUCACUUUACUCAUAAACGUGCUAGAAGUGAGCAGGUGAUGUAAACAAGCCCUUGGGGUGAGUGUGUGUGUGUGUGUGUACUCAACAAACAGCCACAACAUUAAAAACCACCUGCCUAAUACUGGGUAGGUCCCCCGUGUGCCACCAAAACAGCUCUGACCCCUCAAGGCACUCCACAAGACCUCUGAAGGUGUGCUGUUGUAUCUGGCACCAAGAUAUUAGCAGCAGAUCCUUUAAGUCCUGUAAGCUGCGAGGUAGAGCCUCUAUGGAUCAGACUUGUUUGUCCAGCACAGGCCAAGUGGAGGUUUGGAGGCCAAGUCAACACCUUGAACUCUUUGUCAUGUUCCUCAAACCAUUCCUGAACAAUUUUUACAGUGUGUCAGGACGCAUUAUCCUGCUGAAAGAGGUCACUUCCAUUAGGGAAUACCGUUGCCAUGAAGGGGUGUACCUGGUCUGCAAUGUUUAGGUAGGUGGUAUGUGUCAAAGUAACAUCCACAUGAAUGCCAGGGCCCAAAGUUUCCCAGCAGAACAUUGCCCAGAGCAUCACACUGCCUCCACCAGCUUGCCUUCUUCCCAUAAUGCAUCCCUGUGCCAUCUCUUCCCCAGGUAAGCGCUGCACACACCCGGCCGUCCACAUGAUGUAAAAGAAAACGUGAUUCAUCAGACCAGGCCACCUUCUUCCAUUGCUCUUUGGUCCAGUUCUGAUGCUCACCUGUCCACUGUAGGCACUUUUGGGGGAGGACAGCAGUCAGCAUGGGCACUCUGACAGGUCUGCGGCUACGCAGCACCAUAUGCUGCAAGCUGCGCUGCACUGUGUGUUCUGACACCUUUCUGUCAUAGCCAGCUUUAACUUGUUCAGCAAUUUGUGCUACAGUAGCUCUUCUGUGGGAUCAGAAAAGACGGACUAGUCUUCACUCCCCACACGCAUCAGUGAACCUUGGGCGCCCAUGACCCUGUCUCUAGUUCACCAGUUGUCCUUCCUUGGACCACUUUUAUUAGGUACUAACCACUUCACACCGGGAACACCCCACAACACCUGGAGUUUUGGAGAUGCUCUGACCCAGUCGCCUAGCCGUCACAAUUUGGCCCUUGUCAAAGUCACUCAGAUCCUUACGCUUGCCCAUUUUUCCUGCUUCCAACACAUCAACUUCAAGAACUGACUGUUCACUUGCUGCAUAAUAUAUCCCACCCCUUGACAGGUGCCACUGUAACGAGAUAAUCAAUGUUAUUCCCUUCACCUGUCAGUGGUUUUAAUGUUAUGGCUGAUCGGUGUAUACACGUGUUACAUCUUGACACACCCCGUCUCAUAACACACACAUCAUGAUUUUGUCUGGCUCAACAAGGGCGGAGCUUAAGCUAUGUUUCAUCAGCCAGUGAGCAUUUAGUUUAACCAAUUUAAGUAAUGUUAGCUUAGCUAUGAUUAAUGGUUAACUCUCCAGCAGUAGCUAUCAGACAUUGAAUAGCUAGCUAAAACUAGCUCAAAUAAGCUAACUAGUUAGCAGGCUAACACUGUGUUGAGGUACUUGGGUAAUUGUUCUAUUGAUUUGGCUAGCUAUUUAAUGUCGGAUAGCUACAAAGCUGCUUGAUGUAGUGUGUAAUUUCAGGAUCUAAUAGUUAAGCAAUGUUAGCUAAAAACUGUGCUAACAUUAGCUUGGCUAAGUUUAUGGUCUGAUGUUAAACAGCUAACUAAAUCCACUAACAAACUAGCUACUGAUAGGCAAAUUGUGUUGAUAGGCCAAGCACCUCAACACAAUGUCCAGAAGCUAACUACUUAGCUAGAUUUAGCCACUGGAGAGUUAAUCAUUAAUCUUAGCUAAGCAAAAAUGAGUGAACAUUGCUUGAUACAGUACGCAAAUUACACAGUACAAUAGUUUAGCUAACCUAAGUGAUUAAAUCUCCAGCAGUUAAAUAGCUAGAUAAAUUUAGCUAGCUAAUUUAUAGUGUAAUUAAAACUAUAAGCCAAGUACCUCAGCAGUGUUUGUUAGCAAACCUGGCUACUAAUGUUAGUUACACAGUGAAAGAGCUAGCCAAAUGUGGAUUUAAAUGUCUUUAAUUACAAAAGCUAACAAUAGGCAAAUUAAAACCAUUAGCCAAGCAAUUCAACCCGUUUGCUAGCAUAAUUAAAACCACGUGCUGUGUGCAAGCAAGCUAGCAUUUGGCUAGCUAUUUUACUGUGCAAUUAAAAAUUGUAGCCAGGUUUCCUAGCAAGCUCUGUAAUGAUGGGUAAACUAUCAUAUUGUGUACGUUAUGCAGUCCUUUGGCAAGCUAGCUAACGUUAACGUCUGUAAUUCAAACAAAUAGCCAAAUUUUUCAGUUAGCUAGCGUUACACUACAUACGAUUUUGUAUUAGAACACUAGCGUUGUUUGCUAGCAAGCUAUCCAACUUUGCGCACACUUAUAAUGACGUCAUUUGUUCAAUUUACCUUUAGCUCCGCCCUUAUUAAACGCUGUAAUAAUUUUUUGCACUUCAUUUUAUAUUGAGGUCUUCAUAUGUGGAUUAUCUUUGCAGGCGAAGAUAAACGUUUGUUGUUCCUCUCUCUGAUGACGUUUCAGACAAACUCACUCACUUUUCCCAUCGAUGUAGUUUCUUGGUUUAAGAGGGAAAAAAAAAGAAAAAAAAAAAACUUCCUGAACUGCGUCUGCCAUUUUUGCCUUAUCCUCGAUUCUCUGUGCAGGCGUCCCGAUGGAGAUGUUUGACGUACGUGUGACUCGCUGGUUCGAGUACUUCUAUCCCUUCGCUAACAGGAAGAGCUAGCAUGUUUAGCCCUGACCUAGAAGGGGGGAAAAAAAAUGAAGGAACACAUGUAUUUCGUGUAUGUUUUAGCAUCUAUGCUAGCUGUUGAAAAGCAGGACAGCACUGUGUGUGCUGAACCUACGCAAGUUGAGCGAAUCCCUGUGUUUCAGUCUUUAUAAUGUGCCCUUUUCAUUAGCAAUUAGCAGGAAAACGCUUAACAUUGAAGUGACUUCCGUGGAGAAUUUCUUUCAGUUUUCAUCACCAUACCGACUUCUACGUAGCAUGCUAACCAGCUAGCAACGAAACACCAUCAGCACUUGUUAUUCCUUUCACAGCUACGAAGUGUGGAGCGAUUAGCAAGGAACACACUCUACGUUGAAACAAAUUCCAUCAGUUUUCACAGUCAUACCUACUUCUGCGUAACUAGCUGACCAGCUAGCAUGCUAAUUGACUGCCUUGCUAACUACUUAGCAUGCUAAUUAGCAAAGCAGGAACAAACUCAACGCUGAAGCACUUUCCUUGGAGAAUGACACUCAAUUUCUGCUACAGUCAUAUUGGCCUAGCUAGCAUGCUGUCUGGUUGGCUUGUUAAAGUUUUGCUAACAUGCUAAUUAGCAAGAAAAAAAAAAACACACAACAUUUAAGCAAUGUGAAGGAAAUUGUGUGUAAAUCUCCAAGGAUCUCCAACUUAUUGUUCCUGUUGUCCUUCACACUCGACAGCCACAUUAUAUUGGCUUGCUAACCAGCUAGCUAACCCUUUGUUAGCAUAUCUGGCUGGCAUGCUAACUGCCUAGCGUAAAAAUCAUUUUGCUAGUUAGACAAAAUUAGUUUCAUCAGCUGUUAUGAGCAAACAGAGUUGUUAACAUUAUAUAUAAUAAAAUUUACUAAUAGUCCAAGAUGUUAUUUCAGUCUUUGGCACAAUUCAGGAUGUGCUAAUUUAAUGUUAACGUUAUUAGCGGCUCUGUUUAGCGAUACAGCCAUAGCAAGCGAGGCUUUCUCCGGUCACGCAGAACGCAUUUUAAAGCCUUAAGAGAUGAUUGGUUCACCCAGAUUUAUUGUUUAUCGUAGUCUCCCUGCGAUCAGCUACAGUUUUACGUUAUUUGCUACGUUUCCGUUUUGUGAUUCAAGCCGCCUUAAGAAUGAAAGUGAGGACGCAUGAGUCGCAGCGACGAUGUUCUCAUUUGACGUCGGCUCGAGGCUCGGUUAAGGUUAAUUAGCUAUCAUCUGUUCCACGUUAACGCAGAGUAGCUAACGCAGAGUAGCUAGCACACAAGUAGGCAUGUUUUCCGAUGAUCAGUUUUCACGAUAUUCAGCACUCGCAAUAUUAUCACCGUACACACUUCUGAGCAUUUGAAAGGAGGCUGCCUCGGUAGACCAGGACAACAUCCUAGCAUAAACACAGCGUUCUUUUAAGGAUUUAAUUCUAAAAUUUUAUUGAACGUAGCAGACAGCGCUGUGACUACGACUUUUUUUUCGAUGCAGUAUCGCGAUGUUGAUUCCGGUGGUUGAAAGCUGCGCGUCUGUCGGCACAUGCCUACAUACAAGCAAUGAUCUUUCUUUCUUUUCAAUCCUUAAAGCUAUGCAAACGAAGCAUGUACGUUAAAAACGAAUUGUCAUCUUCAUGCUAGGACUUUGCUCUUUUUUCUUGUUGUUUGAUGUUAAGAUUUGCUGAAAUGUUCAGUUAAUAUAAUUUAACAGUAAUUUGAGUAAAGUAAAACCAGCUAAGCCACAUUCCACUUGUCUUUUGCUUUCUUUGACAAACCUGUAAAAAAUUCACCUUGUGUGCCAUUAAAAAAAAUCAAGAUGUUGUUGCUUUGUGUUAAUUUCUUACAUGAUCAAAUAAAAUGCUUUGGAGACUUGG